This is a messenger RNA of Saccharomycodes ludwigii, 1074 nucleotides long. RefSeq lists its product as uncharacterized. Bases 1 to 1074 code for a protein of 357 amino acids. Lineage: Eukaryota; Fungi; Ascomycota; Saccharomycetes; Saccharomycodales; Saccharomycodaceae. The record is from RefSeq and is a predicted model, not a curated record. The transcript has a single exon.
AUGCAUAGUGGUACUUCAUCCGUUAAUAGGAAAAAUAACCUCCUUCCAUCUUUUCUACUCGUGUUUUUCAUAUAUAUUCCUUUUCUGUUCAUUUGCACCACAAGAGUAAUCCAUGCAACACCAAUUCGUUAUAACAAAAGAUUAACACCUGAUCAGAUAGAGGCCCAGGCUUUGUUAGAUUCAGAAAAUGAAUUAGAUAUAGAGGAUGUAGGUGUUCCUAAAAAUGAUGGGCCUGAUAAUAGUGGAUUAAAGACCCUGAAUUCGGAGGAUGACUUUGUAAAUAAGAAUAAUGAUGCUGUCACCAAUGAAGCUCUAGAUGACCUUUACAUUCAUUUGGAAGGACGCUCUGAUUGUUUCCAAGUUAUAUUGUUAAGUAAGCCAAAAACACAACAAGAUACAGAUGAGUAUGCUUUGAGUGAAGAAAAACUAGCAUUGAUUAAUAAAUUAGCUGAUAAGUUAUACUACAGUAGAAUACUUCUACCCGCACAGGUCGAAGCUAGUAAUUCUAAACAGGGUCUACUAGAUUAUCUGUUUGAUUUUGAAAAAAGCUAUAAUGAGGAAGAAACACAAUCUGAAGAAGAUUUGAUGAGGCAGGCGCAAUUAGAUAGAGAUUUGGAGGAAAAUGAUGGUAUUGAUAGAGACAUGUUAUUAAGAGUAGAUGUACAAGAUAGUAGCAAUAGUAACACGGCUACUACAACUAAUUUUAAUAUCGCUCGCUCUUCUUAUAUUACUUCGAGCGGCAUGUGGGUAUUGUUUCCGGAUUUUGAAUCAGCUAAUGUUAAAAGUGGUUCAAAUGAAAACGUUGCUUACUAUGUUAAAGGGUUGAGAAAUGGGAAAUUAUCUCUAACUCUGGAUGUUCAAGAAGCUACUAGGGGAUUUAAUAUCAAAAAUGGGUGUAUUCAAUAUUUAGGUACUGGUAAUUUGGUUGUUCUCUAUGAAAAUGAUGUUGAUGAAUAUUAUAUUGUUUCGAGCACUAUAAAUGUUCAUAGAAAUGAUAAUAGGUUCACUGUAAUUGAUGAAGUUUGUUUAACCGCAUUUGAUUAUGUGAAUUAUGAAUUCAUAUUAGAUUCUUGA